GCCUCGCUCAGGUGGAGUGAACGGACGGAGUGAGAGAUUUGAAAACAGCAGAGCAGGAAAAUGGACUCAGCAGAGCAGGUUGUAGUCAGAGAGAGGGGCAGAUAGGGGGGUGGGGGGCAGUUGGAGGGGGCAGAAGGUCCCAGAGUGGAGCUGCUGGUGGAGAAGGAGGAGAAGGUCAUAGAUUUUGGGUUAUAGGUUAUAGAUUAGCCCUGGAUCUGUCCAGCUGUCCUGUGUGCCCUCAGUGCCCAGAAUGCCGCUGGACUCGGGCUGUGUGGGAGAGCGCCCUGCCCGCCCCGCCAGCAAAAACGCCAAGGACAAAAGCAACAGCGCCGCUCUGCUGGCCUCCAGAUCACGAGCACAUACGCAGCAGGAGGUGGACGGCCGGGACUCGCGCUGCAGCUCCGAGAAGGACUCCGGAUACUCAGAUACUGGUUCUGACUCGCUCCAGACAGAUGCGGAGGAUCAGAGGAGCGUUUCUGAGCCGAAGCUCCACAAGGCCCCGGGGGUCCAGAGUGUUUCUGAUCAGGGAAAGCACAUCCUGGUGUCCACACCUCCGGAGCUCACGCCCAUCUUCAUCAUCAAAAACGUUGUUUUAAAACAGCCAGUGCAGUCGGGUCAAGAGCAUGUUCUCCAGUCUCCUUUGGGCUGGGGGUCCGGAGGGGCUAACCCUCAGACCCCCACGCACCUUCUCCUGCUGCAGCAGCCCGGCCUCAGCACCCCACCACUGCACCUGCUCAAACCGCAGAGCCAAAGAUCGAAGAGCAAAAACACCUACCUCCCCAUCCUCAACUCCUACCCCCGCAUCGCCCCGCACCCCAGCAAGAAGACCCCCGACAAGCCUCCAGCCAGCUUGGGGGGCAGUGCAGACGAGCACAGCCUGAGUAAGAGGGUCUGCACAGAGGCGAAACGAGAGGAGGUGUCCACGUCUACGCAAGCGCCCGAAAAGCAUCCGCGAAAGCAGCCUGAAAGCCGUCCCCAGCCCCGCCCCCUCCGCACUCCUGACACACUUCUGGUCCCCCACCAUCGGAGGAGCCCUCGCCCCCCCUGCAGCCCUUCCCCCCUUAGCCUGAGCUCUCCUUCUGUCUCCAGCUCGGAGACGCCCUCCCCGCCUUCGGCAUGCGAGUCUGCCGCGCCGUCCAGCAGGGGACUCCAAAAGCACGCCUCGGGCACUGACUCUGACUCCGCUUCAGCAGGGGGCGCUCUGCCCGCUUCAGCGAAGCACCGUCGCUUCCUCAACACGGUGGAGAUCCUUAGCCAGUCGGGGCUGCUGGACAUCACCCUGCGGACGCAGGAGCUGCUGAGGCAGAGUGCCGCCACCGAGCGGGAUAUUGCUCAGCUGCGCCAGCAUGCGCAGCUGCUGUGCCACGCCGCCCAGGCCGGUGCCCGCACACCUGCCGCCUGGAUGCAGCUCCAUCAGGCCAUGGCUGAGUCUGGCUGCUACCCCAGCCUCAAGGGCCUGGUGCUGGAGACCGCCGAGGAUGGGCAGCUGGAGGCGGAUAUCAGUGGCGUGGAGCCCUAUGCCCCUGCCGCCUGCGGGUACGGGAUUAACGGGGGCGAGGAAAUGGCCCCCCCGUCCCCCCUCCUUGCCCCCACGCACUCGCCAUCUGAAGCUCAGGGCUCUCACAGUGCGAGUGCCACCACUCCAGGGCACAGCAGAGGGCCCAGAAGUGGCAGCACCAGCCUGCCUGAGGAGAUCCUGAUGCCUCCAGAUAGCUCUACUCCUGGAGGACUGCUGUAGCAGACCAUAGUGUUAAAGCGAUAGUUCAGCAAAAAAGUCCCAAAUGUAGUUGAUCAGCCGAGACAUGUUUGGUGUCUGAGGUUUUUCUUCUUUAGUUUUGGCAGUGAAGCUAUAAGGCAUGGAGUGGAAGCCCCACCAAUUAGCGUGGUGCUAACUAGCACCAUAAACGCCACGAAAGCGACCCAAAAAGAACAAGAGGUCCACUUCCAUCAGAAGCUCAUCCGGAUUGUUCCAUGAGUUGUUUAUGAUCCCAAACCCGCAGCCCUCAAGGAGGUUCAGCGUGCAGCACAAGUUGCCAAAGCAGAUGCCAAACCAGAAUCUCAGCGCUAAAACCAAAGAAGCGAACUUGGACACCAAACACCUCUGCUGAUCUGGGUAGAGCGAGGGGGCCGAGGGGGUUUGACGAGACGCCUAACUGAACUAUCGCAUUAACUGCUUGGCCUUCACGGUGGAAGAGCUGUGUGGGCCGUGUUUGCAGUUGGAUAUUGAUCUUCUCUAAAGGGGAAUAAUUGUGAAUUAGGGUUUAAUGAUCUUUGUGUAUAAGUGAGUAUGUAUGUGUGCGUUUGAUGCUCCGGACGGAUUCGACUACAAUAAAAAGCCAAACUCUUUCCCAUCA
Colossoma macropomum (tambaqui) is the source of this 2354-nucleotide messenger RNA. RefSeq lists its product as uncharacterized. Gene Ontology annotation, biological process: negative regulation of DNA-templated transcription; negative regulation of circadian rhythm. The record is from RefSeq and is a predicted model, not a curated record. Gene Ontology annotation, cellular component: nucleus. Bases 251 to 1738 code for a protein of 495 amino acids. The transcript is spliced from 4 exons. Lineage: Eukaryota; Metazoa; Chordata; Actinopteri; Characiformes; Serrasalmidae.